Necator americanus (New World hookworm) is the source of this 567-nucleotide messenger RNA. RefSeq lists its product as uncharacterized. Lineage: Eukaryota; Metazoa; Nematoda; Chromadorea; Rhabditida; Ancylostomatidae. The transcript has a single exon. Bases 1 to 567 code for a protein of 188 amino acids. The record is from RefSeq and is a predicted model, not a curated record.
AUGGAAUACAACGAUUCCAAAAUAAAAAGCAACAAAAAGUACCUCAAAAAAGAAGUCGAGGAAAUUGAAAAUGAAACAAAAUUCACUGAUAUCAUGGCAAAAGCAAAUGAAGUGAUAUUCAUGCUAGAAGCAAGAGCCACAGAAGCAGCAAGUCAAGCUAAUAAAUUUGCAAGGAAGUUGGGAAUAAAAUUACACAGAAACCAACGAAUAGUAACGCAUCUUGAAGAUGCAAAUAAUCGAUCGCCACAAACGGGAAGUGCCAGAACAGCAACAGAUCAAAGUAAUAACGAAACUUUCGGCCCAGAUGACGCAAUAUGGCUGUCAGAGGAUCAUUCUGAUGCGAUCGAAAAAGAGUUCAUAUGUAGAACUCUCAAACCAAGUCAAAUCAAACUUCCUAGGUUUUGGGGAGAUGAAGAAUUUCUAGAGUUCUGGGCAGUCUAUGAAACUUUGGUUCACCAAAAUAAAGUACUGAGUACAGUUGAGAAAAUGCUUCUUCUCAAAGAUAGUCUUCGAGGAAGAGCGGAAAUGACCAUCAAAGGGAUAACAAUUAAUUCCCCAGAAUUAUAA